Molecule: messenger RNA, 1416 nt
Organism: Penaeus monodon (black tiger shrimp)
Lineage: Eukaryota; Metazoa; Arthropoda; Malacostraca; Decapoda; Penaeidae
Exons: 3
Coding region: 1-1416 (471 amino acids)
Source: RefSeq, a predicted model, not a curated record
AUGAAAGAUGAGAAUGGAAAUAUAAUUAGAACAGAACAAGGAAACAUCAAGAGAUGGGAAGAGUAUUUCUCUAAAUUACUGAACGAGGAAAAUGAACGGCUGAUCAGAGGUGAUGGAGACGCUAACCAGGGUGCAGUCUUGCAAAUAUCGAGGAUAGAGGUGCAACAGGCGCCGAAGAAGAUGAAAAACGGGAAAGCCACGGGACCAGACGGCAUCCCCAUAGAAGCCUGGAAAGCGAUGGGAGAGGAAGGCAUUGACAUGUUAUGGAUGCUGAUGAGGAAGGUGAUGGAUGAGGAGAAUAUCCCGACAGACGGGAUAUUCUGCCUUAGACAAACAAUGGAAAAGUAUCGAGAAAAGCAAAAAGUGUUACACAUGUUGUUUAUAGACCUAGAGAAAGCUUAUGAUAGAGUGCCGGGACAGGAAGUGUGGAGAUGUAUGCGCAAGCGAGGACUGACGGAGAAAUACUUGAGAAUGAUUCAAGAAACUUAUAAGACUGUUACCACCAAGGUCCGAUGUACAGUAGGAAUGACAGAUGGGUUUGAGGUUAAGGUUGGCUUGCACCAAGGCUCGGCCCUCAGCCCAAUACUGUUCAAUGUGGUUAUGGAUGUGAUGACAGAGGAAGUGCGUGAAGAGCCACCAUGGUGCAUACUAUAUGCCGAUUACAUCGUGUUGGUGGCGGAGACGAAGCAGGAGCUACAGAGGAAGAUGGAAGGAUGGAGAACUGCAAUGGAGAGUAGAGGGCAGAAGAUAAGCAGGAAAAAGACAGAGUAUUUCACAACGGACACAGAAAGAAAACAACAGUCAACGAUAAAAAUAGAUGGAUUGAACCUGAAGAGAGUGGACCACUUUAAGUAUUUGGGAGCGAUGGUGGAGGAAGAUGGCAACAUGGGAAGAGAGAUUAAACACAGAAUUCGACGUGGUUGGAAUAAUUGGAGAAAGGUUUCGGGAGUGAUCUGCGACAAGAGAGUGCCUGUAAAGCUGAAGGGAUGGAUGGUGGGGGUAACAAAGAUGGACUGCAUACGUAAUAACUAUAUAAGAGGAUCACUUAAAAUAAUAGAAAUAUCAAAGAAUGUUCAGGAAUCAAGACUGCCAUGGUAUGGACUAAGAAGAAACGAAGAUCAUGUGGGAAGACAGACAAUGGAGAUGGAAAUAGAGGGAAACAGACCAAGAGGAAGGCCUGAGACCAGAUGGAAGGAUGUUGUUCAAAAAGAUAUGAGGGAGAAACAUCUCGACGAGGCAGAGGCAUUGGACAGAGCUCUAGAAAUGGCGACCCCGGGAGAAAAAGUCCUUAAAGCAGCUCAUCGUUCUGGCAACUCCUGCAACGCCGUUGGUGCCAAACUGCAUUGGUCUAUUCCGCUCCUUUGGAUCCAUCAGCUGCGUGGAGAGAGGCAACCUGCUGCAUGGGCAGCAUCUUGA